AUGCUGCAGGAGAAUCUGUUGGAAGCUGCCGCUCGUGACGAAGGCGAGGUGUUCCAAGCAAAGGAGGAGGCCUAUCGUCGCGGCAAAGCACCCAGUCGAUGGUCGGACGACACGUGGGAUAACGUAAGCCGGGUGGCAUUCAUCUCGAUCAACUUCAUUGCUACGAUGCUGUCGUCGUCUCUCGUAUGCAGCUGGAUUACUGACGGCAUCGGAGCCCUGCGUCAACGGCGGGACAGCCAACAAUUCUCCAUUGAUGCUGCCAUCAUGUCAUUCAAUACAUAUGGAGUCGUCUACAGCAUGUGCAUGGACGACGCCAUACGAGACAGUCUGAUGCAGGUAGCGCAACAAUGGAAGGCUGAGCAAGACAAGUUCAAAUAUGCCCUUAAAACUAGCGAGGCGGCUAUGAACACACUGACGUUGUAUACCUCCGAAUGUAAAGACGAACUUCGACGAGUCCAAGCAACGUUCCAAGCCUCGAAAGGCAACUUGCAAUGCACCACCGAUGCAGAACUGGCGGAGCUGGAAACGCUGAACAAUGCGUGGUCCAUUCGGCAGCCGGCCAUAGAAUCAUGGCUGUUUCUGGAGCUGCAACAGUCCAACUCCACUCGCAAUUCCUCCCCAGCCGCCGAGGACCAAGUCGAAACAAACAUCGAGAACCACAAGGCUCGAAUCGUCCAAAGCUUGAACGCGACCAAUUUGGCCAUCCAACGGGUGGUGGCCUCAGGGUCCACUGAAGUCAACCUCCGGUUAAGUUGGGUUCAGCAGAUUGCCACUUCACUCCAAGACAGUUUGACGUUUCCAUCGGCUGCUACCGGCCAACCGAUUCAAAUGAACCAAGCGCUCAAGUCCACACAAGAAUCGAUACGUGGUAUCAGGACAAUGUGGACUGCUUUGGAGCCAGCCCUGGAAAUGAGUGGCGCGAAGCAGGUGUCGCCCAUGUCUAUGCUGGGCGAAGCUGACGCCAAUUUAGUUCAAUUGAUCCAAGUCGAACUGUCGCUAAGCGGGAAGCUCCACGAGUUACAAGAGUCCGUAAACGACACGCAAGUCAACAUCCAGCAGUGGCAAGAAGCAGUCAUGGCCUACACCACCGACACCAGCGCGACAUUGGACGCGCUCGCCGGUGCUGUUCUCAACCAGUCCAAGGGCGACCUCUAUGCGUAUUCAAAUUGGACCAUCCGCACAGCAUUGUUGCAGCAACAGCAACGCCUCAUCGGCCCUGUCUUCCCCAAUUUAGAAAUGGCAAACUUGACGAAUUCGUCGUCAACGGCCAACGAUUUUCUCCCCAAAAGCCACGGCUUGGACAUCCAGCUCGAAGGAAUGGCUUUCGCGCUUCCUGUAGACUUGAUUGGUCGGGUCGUGCUAGCAAUUUUCCUGGGUAUUGCUGUCUGGCGCAAAAGUUACGUGAACGUUCCACAACUUGAUAACCAAGGCAUCACAACGAUCCGAACCAAGGCCGAUUGGGUGGACGUGUUUCGCUGUCGCCACAACGUUUGCAGCAUCAUCUACAGCCUGUCGACGAUAAAUCUCAUGCCCUUGCUUUGGACGAUGCUCAUAAUGUCCGUUUGCUUCGGUGCAACGUUUGGUUUUCUCAUCCCCAUAAACCGCACGCACACGAUGGUAUGUACGAACCACGCCAACGGUGGCAAGUCGUCGGGGGGGCUCGGGGGGCUUUUGGUGUCGCUUGUUGCCAAACAGUUCCAAUCCAAUGGCGACCUUCAAGCCAUAGAGGGGUUUGGUCAGCUCCAAUCCAUUCACGACCGCACGUGCACGUCGUAUGAGCUACAAAUGGACAAGAUGAACAUCGCGGCCCACGCCAAUGCAUCGGCGUUAUUGGACGACUACAGCGACCUUCACGCAGUUGUCAAGCAGUUUCGACAGUGCCUGCUUCCCCUGACCACCACGAAUGGCUCAAAUGCAUCGACGAUUGCAGCGUGCGGCUUGAAGCCCGAAGUCCUCCGAGGAAUGUCUGCCGUGUCGAAUUGGACGUGUCCACGAAGCAACUUGACGUUGGCGUCGAUAAAAGCACCGUGCGUGACGACAUUGACGCAAGAUUUCAAGGACACCGAAGGCAAAGUGCACGGGUGUGGCCUCGAGCGACUGAUUUUGGAGAGCGUGGUCAUGUGGUGGGUGUGGUUGAUUCUGUUUGGCACGUUGAAUUUCAUGCGAGGGAUAUUGAUGGAAGCCGUGGCAAUCACAUUGUGGCGAGCGCUCAGUGGGGGGCGCAUGCCGUUUGUUGGGUUUGUCGGAGGUGACGGCACAGUAUUGGACCAGUGCCAGCUCUCGUAUCGAUUUGAACGCCAACUGGACGAGUACUUGUGGCUUCGGAAAUACUAUGGCGUUUGCGCUGGCCUCGUGUUUGGUUGCGGCAUGAUAAUAGUCGUCGCCACACUUGGCAGUUUGCCAUAA
Messenger RNA from Aphanomyces astaci, 2406 nucleotides. RefSeq lists its product as hypothetical. NCBI's taxonomy places the organism in Eukaryota, Oomycota, Saprolegniomycetes, Saprolegniales, Verrucalvaceae. The record is from RefSeq and is a predicted model, not a curated record. The transcript has 8 exons. The coding region runs from base 1 to 2406 and encodes 801 amino acids.